Messenger RNA from Rangifer tarandus platyrhynchus (Svalbard reindeer), 2190 nucleotides. The record is from the annotation of a GenBank genome assembly. NCBI's taxonomy places the organism in Eukaryota, Metazoa, Chordata, Mammalia, Artiodactyla, Cervidae.
AUGACGGGGCCCAGCGAGUGUCCAGGUCUCCGGUCUGUUCAGCGGUCAGGCAGCCCCUGUGACUGCCCAUGCGAAACCCAGGCUCUGCGGGCAAGUGGACUGCCGGGCACCUGGACUCCUCAGGACCCCCACACGGGGGCGUGCGUGUGCCCCCCUCACAGAGCCCAGCUCAGCGAGCGCCCGCAGUGCGAGGCGGGGUGGCGGGGCGCUGGUGCGCGGCCCGAGCUCCAGCCGGGGCGGGGAGCGGGGGGCACCCUGCGGCCGGGGGCCGCUCCUGGGGGUGAGCCAGGACACCAGGACCUGACUCCCCUGUGCGUGUGUCCCGGGCCGGCCCAGGCACUGUUCUUGCACCUCAUCUGGGGCCCGUUAGCAAUGAACCUGCCAAGCGGCAGUCUGAGGCAUGAAUGGGAAAAGCGGCUCUGCGGUCCCCUUCUCCCAGGGACCAGCCAGGGCUGCGGUCAAACCCCAGCCCCUGGACUCUCCCCUUACCUCACCUCGCUGCUCCUGCCCUCCCGGGGCUCACUUACCAUCCUGAGCCGCUAUCCCUACGCCUUUGGGGGAGUACAGGACAGCUCCUUGCACUUUGCCUCCAAACAGUCUUUUGAGGUUCACCUGUGCAGCCCAACUCCGUUUCAGAGGUCCACAAGAGGUGAAGGCUGCAGAUGUGACCAGAGGGUCAGCAGCAUAGAUACGGUAUCUGAUGCUCCAGUACAAGCUAGGAGCCCCCGGGUGGAGGCUGGGGACGCGCGACCUUUGUCCCUCACAGUCCUGAGUCUCGUCACACACCCUGCUGGGCAGUGCAUGCCAUUGCACCCGCUUCUCCGGAGAGUGCCAGUGGUCCCGGCCCCCUGGGGCCUACCAAUGAGCAGGGGCGCCCGGGCAGGUGCCCAGGGGCUGCAGGGCGAGGCUCAGUGGGAUUACGGCUCCAGGAGAGGGUCCAGCCCACCUUCCCUGCGGGCGGGAAGGAGGGAGAGGCCGUCCCCGGCCAGUGCCCGACUUCGGCCUCAACAGGCGCCAGGUGACCCAGGCCUCCCCUUCACAGAGACCCGGGGGAAGAGCACCAAGUCCUGGCUGGGUCUGAUCCUGCUCUUCGCCGCGCUUCUGGGCUUCUACAGCCAGGAUGAAAACGGCGUGGCUCUGCAGAGGACGCUGCUGGAGAAGGAGCCCAGGGCCGGCCUGGGCGUCCAUGGCUCCUCCCCCCCGGAGCGGGGCUCUCCCCAGGCUGGUUUGUCGCCCUCGGCUGUGGCGUCGCUUCGGGCAGACUGGGCACCAGGCGCCCAGACGCGGCCGGCCGUCGUGUCCGAGGUGUCUUCGCCCAGCUUCCCGCCCCCGGUCGCCUCACCUGGCCACACGGCCGAGCUCAGCAGGCACGGGGAGCUCUCCUCAGUGGGGGCUGUAACGGGGUGGCCCUCAGGACCCCGGCCGGGCCGCAGAGCAGUGCUUCUCCCAGUGCCAUCAGCUCUGAGCGCCCUGUUUUCCUCCCUCAGUGAAGGCGACGGCCGCCUGGACACCUGCAGGAUACCUGAAGUCCCCAGGUUGCUUUACCCCAAGGCCCAGCUGCUCAAGCCCUCGAGAGUGGACGUACUGGUCAUGACCCCCUGGUUUGCUCCCAUCAUCUGGGACGGGACCUUCGACUCUGCCAUCUUGGAUGCGCAAUUCAGAGACACCACCAUUGGGCUGACUGUGUUUGCCAUUAAAAAAUACGUGGUCUUCCUGCGGCUCUUCCUGGAGACGGCGGAGAAGUACUUCAUGGUGGGACACAAGGUCACCUACUACGUCUUCACCGACCGGCCGGCGGACGUGCCGCAGAUCGCCCUCCAGGCCGGGAGGCAGGUGGUGGUCCUACACGUGGGGAGCUACAGACGCUGGCAGGACAUCUCCAUGCACCGGAUGGAGAUGAUCAGCAAUUUCUCCCGGCAGCGCUUCCUGCGCGAGGUGGAUUACCUGGUGUGCCUGGACGUGGACAUGAAGUUCAGCGACCACGUGGGCGUGGAGAUCCUGGCGCCGCUCUUCGGGACCCUGCACCCUGGUUUCUACGCAGCCGACCGCCAGUCCUUCACCUAUGAGCGCCGGCCCUUGUCCCGAGCCUACAUCCCGAGAGACGAGGGUGACUUUUACUACGCGGAGGCUUUUUCGGGGGGUCGGUCCCUGAGGUUUACCGGCUCACCACGGCCUGUCACCAGGCCAUGA